AUGAGCGAGAGCAGAAGACUUCCUACCUCCAAGCUCUCCAGCAGCAUGGUGCUCGCCAUCCCCGAGCUGCUCGAACCCAUUCUUCUCAACCUGGACAUGCGCACCCUCCUCACAUCAGCACUCCGGGUGUGCCGACGGUGGCGAGACUUGAUCCAGGGGUCAACCUUACUGCAAAGGGCACUUUUCUUCAAGUGCGAAGAGAAGCAAGCGUGGAGUGAUGAGGUCACAUAUAAUCCUCUUUUGGCAGAGCUGUUUCCGCUACUAUUUGACUUCGCCGGCACGCCAGAUGGCACGCCAGACCCCCGCGGCUUCAAUGAUCUGGCCAUCGAGGCGCUCCCCAUCGGACGACGCAGGGUGGCGUUUUACCGACGCAAUGCAUCUUGGCGGCACGAGCAAAAUGUCAGGAAGUCUGUGGAGAGCAACGGACUUAUUCAAAACACCGAGCUUCCUCCCUACUUCGACAGAUGGCGCGACACCUUCAAAGAGUCCUUCCCGUCCUUGGAGAAAUACGCAUCAGUCUACAAAGACCUCCAUCAACACCCCGAGCUCCCGUGCCAGGAGCCACGCACUGCGGCUGUUGUCGCUGAGAAUCUCGAGUCUCUUGGCUAUGAGGUCCACAGAAACAUAGGUGGCCAUGGACUUGUGGGUAUCUUGAAGAACCGAAAGGGGAGCACGGUAUGGCUCCGUUCAGAGUUGGAUGCCUUGCCGAUGGAGGAGGACACGGGCCUUCCAUACGCCAGCAAAGCGAAGCAGCUGGAUACCGACGGGAUUUUGAAGGGAGUCGUGCAUGUCUACGGCAAGGGAACACACUCGUCGACGCCCGAGCUGGGCAUUGAUCCCAUCCUGAUGGCAAGCAACAUCAUCUCGCGCCUGCGGAUGGUUGUUUCGCGAGAGAUUGAUUUCAAGGAGCCCUGUGCGAUCACCAGUGGGUACUUCCACGGAGGAACGGACGCCAGCAUCAUACCGGAGUUUGCAGAUUUCAAAGUGGACAUUCGGUCCUUCAACAAGGACAUACAACACACGGCGGUCGAGGGAGUGAAGCGCAUAAUCGAGAGGGAAUGUCAAGCUGCGAACGCUCCCAAGAGCCCCCGCAUCGUGACUUCUGCUAGCUGCCCGCCAACCGACAGCGACGGCGAAGCAACGGAUAAGCUCACUCGGGCACUGCGAAUCUUCUACGGCGACGAGGCUCCGCACAAGAUCAUCGAGAUGGACCUUGACAUCACUGCAGAUGAUUUCGUUCUUCUCGGACAUCCGCCAGGCGGGAAGCCGAUUCCAUACGUCUGUUGGAACUACGGCGUGACCCCACGAGAGGAGUAG
Diaporthe citri is the source of this 1317-nucleotide messenger RNA. RefSeq lists its product as uncharacterized. The record is from RefSeq and is a predicted model, not a curated record. The coding region runs from base 1 to 1317 and encodes 438 amino acids. Gene Ontology annotation, molecular function: protein binding; hydrolase activity. NCBI's taxonomy places the organism in Eukaryota, Fungi, Ascomycota, Sordariomycetes, Diaporthales, Diaporthaceae. The transcript is spliced from 4 exons.